Molecule: messenger RNA, 727 nt
Organism: Paramuricea clavata
Lineage: Eukaryota; Metazoa; Cnidaria; Anthozoa; Malacalcyonacea; Plexauridae
Source: the annotation of a GenBank genome assembly
AUGGCAAAAGUUUUAGAUUCACCUGCUGUACCACCAUUCUCUGUAUCGGAUCACAGAACCCUUGCUCAACGAUGGGGAAAGUGGACAAAGUCGCUCGAUUAUUAUCUCUGUGCGUCUGGAGUAACUGAUCAGAAACAAAAACGUGCUGUUUUACUACACUUUGCUGGCUCUGAUGUACGAGAAAUCGUCGAAUCCCUGCCUAACACUGGCGAUGAUUAUAUGACUGCCCUCGAGAAAUUUAACGAGUAUUUUCACCCGAAUAGAAAUAUUCCAUAUGAGCGCCAUGUUUUUUUGGCAAGCUUCCCAACAGCUCGACGAAUCAAUGGACGUAUUUCUCACUCAAUUACGUAUUUUGAGCAAAACAUGUGUUUUUGGUGAACAAACAGACGAAGCUAUUCGUGAUCAAGCAAUUGAUAAAUGUGUUUCAAAAGAACUUCGCCGUCGUUUACUUCGCGAACCUGACAUCGACCUCUCCAAGCUAUUGACAACUUCCCGCGCAUUGGAACAGUCUCAUUUUCAAGCUCAAGAAAUGGAACAGCCCUUUACGCAACCCAGCGAUUCCAUCAAUGCCAUUCGCCCUAGGUACAACACAGAGAACUCCGGUGUUUCUCGCCGUGAAACUCCAAGCCACAUUAAUACUGGAGCUAGUCGAGGGGCUAGUAAUUCGUCACUAUACAAUCAAUCAAAAGAAGAGUUUACAAGAUGGCGUUCCCAGCCUUGUUAUUGA